Molecule: messenger RNA, 2514 nt
Organism: Paramisgurnus dabryanus
Lineage: Eukaryota; Metazoa; Chordata; Actinopteri; Cypriniformes; Cobitidae
Product: extracellular calcium-sensing receptor-like
Biological process (GO): G protein-coupled receptor signaling pathway
Cellular component (GO): plasma membrane
Molecular function (GO): G protein-coupled receptor activity
Source: RefSeq, a predicted model, not a curated record
AUGCUUAUCUUUCUGUACACACUGCUUUUCCAUCACCUUCAUGCAAAGGCGGAAAACACACUUUGUCGAAUGAUAGGAGAUCCUAAAUACCCGCUGCUGUCUAAGGAUGGAGACAUAACUAUUGGAGCACUUUUUUCUAUUCACAGUAAAGAAAUAUUACCUUCAUUUGAAUUUACACAGAAAGCUCAGCUUAUAUCAUGCUCCAGUGUGAAUCUAAGAGAUUUUCGGAUUGCACAGACUAUGACCUUUGCAAUUGAGGAGAUUAACAGAAGUGAAACUUUACUUCCAAAUGUUUCUAUUGGCUAUAGAAUAUAUGACAGCUGUGGUGCAAGACUGUCUACUAUGGGUGCAAUUACAACGUUAAUGAAUGGUCAGCAGUUUGCAGCAGGAGACAGAUGCAAUGGACAGCCUAUACAUGCUAUUAUAGGGGAAACAGAGUCUACCAACACAAUGAUUGUUUCCAGAACCACAGGACCUUUCAAAAUACCAGUGAUAAGUCACUCAUCCUCAUGUGAAUGUCUUGGCAACAGGAAAGAUUUCCCCUCUUUCUUCAGGACUAUUGGUAGUGAUUAUUACUACAGUGAAGCACUUGCACUCUUGGUCAAGCAGUUAGGCUGGUCUUGGAUUGGAACUGUCAACAGUGACAAUGAUUAUGGGAACUUUGGGAUGGCAAAAUUUUUAAAAACAGCCCAGGAAGAGGGGAUUUGUGUAGAGUACUCUGUGAAAUACUAUCGAACAGAGCCUGAGAAACUCAAAAAAGCAGUAGAGGUUAUAAAAAAGGGGACUGCAAAAGUUAUUGUUGCAUAUAUUUCAUUUCUUGAUAUGGGAUUACUGAUUGAGCAGUUAAGCAUUCAGAACAUUACAGGCCUCCAAAUAAUUGGUUCAGAAGCUUGGAUAACUGCAAAGGAUUACAUCAAUCCAAACAGUUUCCGCGUACUGGGAGGUUCACUGGGGUUUGCAGUAAGAAAAAUCAAUAUUGAAGGACUUGCAGAUUUUGUUAUAAAAGAAUUUUGGCACACAGCUUUUCCAUGCUCACGAAGAGUUGACAAUUCAUCUCAAUAUGCAUUAAGUUGCAGCAAAUAUCAGCAUCUACUUGUGCUGAAAAAUUACAAUGAAGAUGUGCCUGACCAAAGAUAUGCAAGUAAUGUCUAUAAAGCAGUGUAUGCUGUAGCUCAUGCACUACACAAUCUACUGAAGUGCAAAGAACAAGAAGGUUGUGAAAAAGGUCUAACAUUAAAACCACAGCAGGUGGUUGAGGCUUUAAAAAUAGUAAAUUUCACGGUUAAGUUUGGAGAUCGUGUGUGGUUUGACAGGUUUGGAGGUAUAGUGCCCCUGUAUGAAAUUGUGAACUGGCAAAAAGAUUUAAAUGGUUCAGGACAGUUUAAACCAGUGGGUUACUAUGAUGCCUCACUGCCCCCUGAUCAGCGCUUUGUACUUAACACUGAAAACAUAAUCUGGGCUGGAGGACAGCUGGAGAAACCAAAGUCUGUGUGCAGUGAGAGUUGUCAUCCAGGCACAAGGAAGGCUGUACAGAAAGGAAGACCUGUCUGCUGUUAUGACUGUAUUACAUGUGCAGAUGGAGAAAUCAGUAAUGAGACAGAUUCAAAUAACUGCCAGCAGUGUCCAGGGGAAUACUGGUCUAAUACUGAGAACACUGAAUGUGUGUUAAAGGCUGUAGAGUUUCUGUCAUUCACAGAAGUUAUGGGUAUAGUGUUAGUCUUUUUCUCUCUGUUUGGAGUAGGAAUAACUUUACUGGUGGCCAUCCUGUUUUACAGUAAGAAGGACACUCCCAUAGUAAAAGCCAACAACUCAGAGCUGAGCUUCCUGUUGCUCUUCUCAUUGACUUUGUGUUUUCUCUGUUCACUUACUUUCAUUGGUCGCCCCACUGAGUGGUCCUGUAUGUUGCGUCACACAGCGUUUGGGAUCACUUUUGUCCUCUGUAUCUCCUGUGUUCUAGGGAAAACAAUAGUGGUGUUAAUGGCUUUUAGGGCCACACUUCCAGGAAGUAAUGUCAUGAAAUGGUUUGGGCCUGCACAACAGAGACUCAGUGUUUUUGCCUUUACACUCAUACAAGUUCUUAUCUGUGUGCUUUGGCUAACAAUAUCUCCUCCUUUCCCCUAUAAAAAUAUGAAACAUUAUAAGGAGAAGAUCAUUCUUGAAUGCAGUCUGGGUUCUACUGUUGGUUUUUGGGCUGUGUUGGGUUACAUUGGCUUCCUAGCUGUCUUGUGUUUCAUUCUGGCUUUUCUGGCUCGGACGCUGCCUGAUAACUUCAAUGAAGCUAAAUUCAUCACAUUCAGUAUUCUCAUAUUCUGUGCUGUAUGGAUAACAUUUAUCCCAUCUUAUGUCAGUUCUCCUGGAAAAUUUACUGUAGCUGUGGAGAUAUUUGCUAUUUUAGCAUCAAGCUUUGGUUUACUAUUCUGCAUAUUUGUACCUAAAUGUUAUGUCAUCGUGUUUAAGCCUGAGAAAAAUACUAAACAACAUUUGUUGGGGAAAACACAAACAAAAUCUUACUAA